Symbiodinium pilosum is the source of this 401-nucleotide messenger RNA. Lineage: Eukaryota; Dinophyceae; Suessiales; Symbiodiniaceae. The record is from the annotation of a GenBank genome assembly.
AUGUUCCUAGAGCGAUGCCUGGAGAUUUUGAAGCGGGGAGACGAAACAAGGGAAGUUUUUGCAGCCCACGCUGCCUGCGUUGCAAUUUGUUGCUGGUUUGAUCAUGUCGAAAGAGCCCCCCGCUACUUAUCAGAUGAGCAAGUGACUGGUAUAACCAAAGCUGGCACUACUUUCUUGAGGGCUAUCGAACUCCUGGCCAGAAUUGGGGUCGCAGAGCAGAAGGCAAGGUGGAAGCUUUUGCCGAAGGCACACGCAAUGGCCCACAUCAUUGAAGAUCAGCAUGAAGAAAAAUACAACAGUCGCUUUUAUCACUGCUAUGCCGAUGAAGAUGCUAUCGGACAAUGGAAAAAACUCGUCAUUCGGGUCAACAAGUCUUUACUCGAAUUUCGCUGCCUCAGCAG